This is a messenger RNA of Mauremys mutica (yellowpond turtle), 1079 nucleotides long. It is a transcript of the gene APOOL, whose product is annotated as apolipoprotein O like. The record is from RefSeq and is a predicted model, not a curated record. The coding region runs from base 141 to 1031 and encodes 296 amino acids. Gene Ontology annotation, biological process: cristae formation. Lineage: Eukaryota; Metazoa; Chordata; Testudines; Geoemydidae. Gene Ontology annotation, cellular component: MICOS complex. The transcript is spliced from 9 exons.
CUCUAGCCCCGCCCACCGCCUGCCACGCUCCGGGGGUGGAGUGCCGGGUCAGCCCCGCGGUAGCAGAGCGCUGGUUUGACCUCCUCGCUUGCCGUACGAACUCGCCGCUGGGGGACAGGACAGGAGGAGGGGUCACUAAAAUGGCGGCUAAGAGGGCAACGCUAGCAGCUAUCCCGGCUGGUCUGGCAUUUGUGUCUAUUAAUAUAUAUGCUGCGACAGAAGAAGAGUCAAAACCCCAGUCAGUGAAGCCAAAUCAGCUUCCCAUUUAUUGUGUGCCGCCUCUGAAAUCAAGAUAUGUUGAAGAAGACCCUGGUCAUUUGCAGGCGGGAUUUUCUACAUUAAGAAAGACAACUAGUCAUUAUGUUGAGUGGUGCAAGGAUGCCUAUGUCUUUGUUAAAAAUGGGAUAAUGGAUUCAAUACAGUUUGGAAAAGAUACAUAUGUUUAUCUGAAGAAUCCGCCUCCAGAAUUUCUUCCAAAAGUUACCGUACUUACAAUUUCAGGUCUAGCUGGCUUAGUUCUUGCAAAAGGUUCUAGAAUUAAGAAAAUUGCUUACCCGCUGGGACUUACCACAUUAGCAGUAUCCGUUUGUUACCCAGCUCAGUCAGUAGUAGUUGCUAAGAUAACAGGGAAAAAAGUAUAUGCUGCAAGCCAUCAAACCUAUGAAGCAAUAGGAUCACUAUGGACAAAAAACUCCUCUAUGAAAGAAGUGCUACUCACACAGAAAGAAGAUACCAAGGCUGGUUCACAUCUGCAACAAGUUCCGGAACCAGUUGUGGGAGAGGAUAAAAGUGCAGAGAUUAAAAAAACAACACCUGAAUCUGAGGUUAAGUCAAAACCACUUGCUGUAACAGAUUCUCCGGUAAUGAAGAUUCAGAGUUCAAAAGAUCUGGUGCCUUUGCCCACAGAAAUAAAAGUGCCAAAUGUCAUUUCAGAUGUAGCGAAGACAACAAAAUUUAAGCUUGACCCCAGGCUUAUGGACCAUGGUCAGUCCAGCCCAGAGGAUGUGGAUAUGUACAGUACUAGAAGCUAAGGCACCAAUUUACAAAUAUUGUGAAGUACUAACAAUAGCAAAGAAAAA